Molecule: messenger RNA, 1480 nt
Organism: Paramormyrops kingsleyae
Lineage: Eukaryota; Metazoa; Chordata; Actinopteri; Osteoglossiformes; Mormyridae
Source: RefSeq, a predicted model, not a curated record
AUGUUUGCAGAAUGAAAAUGGCAGAGAUCCAUCACCCAGGUUAAUACAUUUUCUAGUCUGUUCAUGUUAAUAUAGACCUGGGGUGGCCAAUCUUACCCAGAAAGGGCUGCUAUCUGCAGGCUUUCGCUGAAUUACAAAAUAUAGGACUGAUUGACUGAAGAGUCCUCACACCUGGGGUUGAACAGCUGACCUAAAGGUUAUCCCAAAGACCUGCGUACACACUGGCCCUUUGUGGGUAAGACUGGCCACCCCUGAUGUAGACCAUGCAGAGAGAGUAUGCAGUACAGUCAGCCUCACAUUUGUGUGACCAAGUCAGUUGGUUUUCAAUAAGUUUAAAUCUUUGUGAUAACUGGUGAAAGAGCUUCACAUUCUACUGGCUGCAAAACUCAGAUCACAUGAAACAUGCUUCUUCUACAUUAUAGAAACCAAAAAUUUGUAUUAUGUGUAACUUACCAUGAUUUGCAGUUUGUUAAAAUGCCUGUUAUUGUCCAUCAUAAUGAUAAUACCCUACUGUUGUUAUCUCCACAGUGAGUGAAGUCCAUCUCCCACAAGUAAAUUUAAGUAAAUUAGUGCCCAGGACCAGAGCAGAAUUCUUACACUACUCCUGCCAGCUGAUGCUGGACCCCAACACAGCAAACAGAUACUUGUCUCUGUCAGGGGGGAGCAGGAAGGCAACACGGGGGGCAAAGCAGCCAUAUCCUGAUUAUCCAGAGAGAUUUGACUACUGGAACCAAGUUCUGUGCAGAGAGAGUCUGACUGGUCGCUGUUACUGGGAGGCUGAGUGGAGUGGAGAUGGAGCCUGGAUAGGAGUGACUUAUAAAGGAAUCAGGAGGAAAGGACGCAAUAAUGACUGUCUGCUUGGAUACAAUGAGAAGUCAUGGAGUCUGAGCUGCUCUACUGACAGUUAUUCUGUCCAUCACAAUAAUAAAGAGACUGUCAUACCCAGAAAGCCCUCAGGCUCCCACAGAGUAGGAGUGUAUCUGGACUGGGGGGCUGGUACUCUGUCCUUCUACAGAGUCUCCUCUGAUGGACUGACCCUCCUGUACAGCUUCACUUUCUCAUUCACUGAGCCCCUCUAUCCAGGGUUUGGGGUUAAUUAUAUAAACUCCUCCGUGUCCCUGUGCAUGCUGGGAUAGCUCACUGUGUGCUGGAGGAAUCAUUUUUACCUUAUCAGAGUGUCAGAGUUCUCCAUGGCAAAACGGUAAAAUCUCAGCUUUUUAACCAGUAUAACCCUUUUUAGUCUUCAGAAGUGUGACAAGUGUCAGACAAAAAUAAAUGAAUGUUUGUUCAGCUUGCCAAACCCAUGGAAAAUUGGCUUACGUUCUGUGUUGUCUGUGAAUGCAUCAAAACUGCCAAAACAAAAUCAUAGUACAUGCAGUUGUAUCAAUAGAGUGAAUUCUGAUUCUGAAUAAAAUAAAAUGUAAGCCUGAUGAGUAGAAGGAGCUUUUCCCCUCCCCUCUAUAUGUAUAUUUUAUAUAUU